UCGCCAAAAAAAUAAAUAAAUAACAGAAAUACAAAGAUACAGUAAAUAAAAAAAUGGAGAAACUGAAAAUAUACGCGGUGAUGUGUAUGAUGAUGGUGGUGAUAUCGUCGACGGUGACGGCGGAGGAGAUUCCUGUGACGGCGGAUCAGAUGAAUCUGGCGGCGGAGGCCGCCGCCGAGAGCUUCAAGAACAGCGUCGGAGACGUUGCUCAGGGCACCAAGACCUGGGUCGAUUGGGCCGCCCAGAAAAUGAGGGAAAUGGGCGGAGGCGUGAAGGAGUCGGAACAGUAACCAGCCAUAUCGGAUAUAUAUAUAUCGACGGAACUACAUUAUAGAAAAGGGAUUAUAGACCCCAUUUAGUUAGUUGAAAAAUAUUAAUAUCUUUUUAAAUUUUGUAAAAUUAUAAAUAAUAUUAUCAAAUGCCCCCAUAAAA
This is a messenger RNA of Tarenaya hassleriana, 432 nucleotides long. RefSeq lists its product as uncharacterized. The record is from RefSeq and is a predicted model, not a curated record. The transcript has 2 exons. Lineage: Eukaryota; Viridiplantae; Streptophyta; Magnoliopsida; Brassicales; Cleomaceae. The coding region runs from base 54 to 290 and encodes 78 amino acids.